CAUACCUUGGUAGUACGGUAGUUCUAGGUAGAGCUUGAACCUUCAAACAAAAGCUUGACUCUGACUCCGAGACAAAGCGAAGCUUCUCUGAGGACUUAUUUGAACGGACUGUUCCAACUCAACAGCAGGUGGGAGUUCCGCUUGAAAAAUGAUCCAGAGACAGGGGGACUUAAGUUUUGGAGUCGUCGUUACUGAUGCCAACGGCCAGCCAUUGCCCGAGUUUGUCCACGAGGGCGUAACAUACAUUGUCUGCAGUGCGGGACAGGAGUUCAGGGUGCAAGUGUCAUGCAAACCUUUGCAGCACCCCGAUCAGACUUUCCAAGCCCGCGUGUAUGUUGACGGGAAUUGCUGUGGGUAUUGUCACGUUCUCGAGCAGCGACAUCCGAGCAAAACAUACAAUGGCUGGUGGCUUGAUCACAAAACAAAGAAAGCCUUUGUUUUCAGCGCACCUCCAGCGAUGGAAGGGGACUUUCAGGGAGUCGCAAACAGUCCUGAGCUUGGUAUGAUCAAGGUUGUUUUUGGGGAGACUGAGGAGUUUUCAUGUCCCGCGUUGGUAGGAGCCGAUUGCUCUCAGUGCAACUUUUUGGGCCAUGGAACAAAGACUGUGACACGUACUGCCCCGGAGGAAGCCACAUCAGUCAAGCAGGCUGAAGGGAAGAAAUUCUUCCUCCAGCCAUCUUUGGGUGCCAAGGCAGGAGCCAGAGUAGACCAGGAGGCCUACACGAGAAGGGAUUAUCACAACAGAGAAAAGCUUGGUGGCAAGAAAUGCACAAUGCAGCUGCGCUUUGAAACAGCCCCCAUUCUUCAGCUCCGGAAGAUCCUGGACCCUUCAAAAGCUGCUCACGUUCAGAUUAUAGCAGCAAGCUCGAAUACCAGGCAACGAGCUGCAGAAAACUCUGUGGCAGGACCGAUGCGACAGGCUGGUGAGAGCAGCACGUCUAACUCUCCUGUACUCAAGAAGGAAGUUGUCAAGAAAGAGAAGAGGCAAGGUCCAAAGUCGACCUUCAUUGAGACGGUGGACUUGACAGAAGACGCGGGUGAAGAUCAAGAUUGUAUGAUGUACACGGUGGCCAAGCGACCAAAGCUGGAGGGUGUGAUGUUACAAAUAGAUUUACUGUUUACACGACUACAGACCUCCCAGAUAUACCUUGGACACUAAGCUGCACCAUACGACAUGGUGCACUGCAAGCGUUGCAUCUAGCGACGAUGCCUACAAAGCGUCUUCUUGUGAUCCUAUAUUGAGUGGACGACCAGAAUCCUAUUGUACAAAAACGGUUUCCCAGGGCGGAUAAAAGGUAGCUUCAAGUAAUCCCCGGCCCAAUUCAAAGUUGAUGGCAGAAUUACGCAGUGUGUCAAGAUUCGUUCAUAAGACCAGGAAAGUCUUUGUGAAAGCCCGCGCUCAAGAAAGUGGCUUACCGCUGUUGCCGGCAA
This is a messenger RNA of Klebsormidium nitens, 1431 nucleotides long. Lineage: Eukaryota; Viridiplantae; Streptophyta; Klebsormidiophyceae; Klebsormidiales; Klebsormidiaceae. The record is from the annotation of a GenBank genome assembly.